CUUUUGACUUUCAUCAAAUUGUUGAUAGCUUUAAAGAAGUUGGAUUAGUUGGUGCAAGUAUUGGCACAACGAAGAAGGAUAAAGGUCCAGCAUAUUCAUCAAAAGCUUCACGAAAUUUUCGUCAAUUGGUAACAGAUAGAAUAAAACGAUACGGAAAUUUUGAAUAUGAUGUUGAACGUUACAAG
Messenger RNA from Diversispora eburnea, 185 nucleotides. NCBI's taxonomy places the organism in Eukaryota, Fungi, Glomeromycota, Glomeromycetes, Diversisporales, Diversisporaceae. The record is from the annotation of a GenBank genome assembly.